AUGGAAUAUGAUACCUUCUUUGAAGCCAACAAUACCAUCGAUAAUGUGAAGGUGGUCUGCUCGGUGGAAAACUCAAGUGCUGAAAUCUUCUCAAUAUUCAACAAUGCUACAUGGCCCUCCAAGAAACUCAACAAUUCCAUGGGGAAGGCUUUGAUUCACCCUUCAUCUGCUUCUAGGAAAUUCGUUCUAUUCGGUGGGAAUAUGGAGGAGGAUGGGAAUAUGGCAGAGGAUGAGAUCAUGGCGAAGGAAUUCCCGGGAGGAUAUUUUGGGGAUGUCUCUUUCGAGAGAAUCACUAUUACCGGUUACCAAGUGGCAACCAUACAUCCCUCAGCCCUACUUUCAUCCCUAGACACACUGGAGGAGCUGGAAAUCACGGAUAGCCAUUUGAAGGAGUUUCCUUGGGAUACCCUGCCCCUAUUAACCAAACUCACGUCCCUCAACUUAUAUGGAAAUGAAUUGAAAGAGAUAUCCAGCAUCCGAAGCGACAGUCUUCAGUCGCAUUAA
This is a messenger RNA of Darwinula stevensoni, 504 nucleotides long. NCBI's taxonomy places the organism in Eukaryota, Metazoa, Arthropoda, Ostracoda, Podocopida, Darwinulidae. The record is from the annotation of a GenBank genome assembly.